AUGGUAACGGAAAAGAGCAAACGUACAUUCUGCGUGAUAGGAGCCGGUACGGCAGGGCUUUGUGCUGCCCGGCACGCAUUACAAGCCGGCGGAGAGGUCAUGGUGUUCGAGAUGGGCAAGCAGCUCGGCGGAACGUGGGUGUUCAACGAGGCGACAGGCAAGAACGAGUACGGCAUCGAUGUGCACUCGAGCAUGUACAAGGGUCUGAAGACGAACUUGCCGAAGGAGAUCAUGGGCUUCCCGGACUUCCCGAUUCCGGAGCAGGACAGCUCGUACAUCCCGGCGGAGGAUAUGCUGAACUUUUUCCAGCAGUUUGCCGAAGCGUUCGGCAUCAUGGAGCACAUCCGGUUCAGCCAUUAUGUGGUGCGCGUGAAGCCAACUAUCGACGACAAGGCGUGGGAAGUGAUCGUGCGUGACUGCCCGAACGAUAAACUGCUGACGUACACCUUCGACUACGUGUUGGUGUGCAAUGGCCACUACCAUACACCGAACUUGCCCAAAUAUCCUGGUGCGGACGUGUACCGUGGCAAACAGAUGCACAGCCACGACUACCGCAGUAAUGAACCGUUUGAAGGAGAAACUGUGCUCGUUAUUGGAGCGGGACCUUCGGGGAUGGACAUGGCGUACGAGAUCUCCAAGAAAGCGAUCCGUGUAACGCUAAGCCAUCACUUGAAGGAUAAGCCGCAAACGGUGUUCCCGAGCAAUGUCACGCUGAAGCAGGACGUAGCGCGUCUCACCGAGACGGGUGUCCUAUACGAAGAUGGCACCAGUGAAGAUUUCAGCGUAAUCUGCUACAGCACUGGUUACAAAUACACGUUCCCGUUUCUGAGUGUCGACUGCGGCAUAACGGUCGAGGAUAAUUACGUGCAGCCGCUGUAUAAACAUUGCAUCAACAUCCGAAACCCAUCGAUGGCGUUCAUCGGACUUCCGUUUUACGUCUGUGCGGCGCAGAUGAUGGACCUGCAGGCACGGUUCUGCAUCAAGUUCUUCAGUGGUGGAAAGGCGCUGCCGACGCAGGAGGAAAUGAGCGCGGACACGGCCAUGGAGAUGGAGGAACGCUGGAAGCGUGGCCUGAAGAAGCGGCAAGCCCAUAUGAUGGGCCCGGUUGAGGAUAACUACUACGAUGAUCUGGCGCGGACGGCCGAAAUUGAACCGAUCAAACCGGUCAUCAAGAAGCUACACAAGGUCAGUGCGAUGCGCUUCUCGGAGGAUCUAGUGAAUUUCCGCAACGAUAAGUUCCGGAUCGUGGACGAUGAGACCUUCGUGAAAGUGAACUAGGUGCACUUUUCCGGGGGUUGUCUAAUGAGCGAAUAUGUAAAGCCCUUGGGAGAAGGAUGGGAAUGUGAUUUUUGAUUUAAAUUAAGUAAGAUAUCGAUGCAAACUAUG
This is a messenger RNA of Anopheles coustani, 1386 nucleotides long. RefSeq names its product senecionine N-oxygenase (gene Fmo-1). Bases 1 to 1278 code for a protein of 425 amino acids. The transcript has 3 exons. Lineage: Eukaryota; Metazoa; Arthropoda; Insecta; Diptera; Culicidae. The record is from RefSeq and is a predicted model, not a curated record. Gene Ontology annotation, molecular function: NADP binding; N,N-dimethylaniline monooxygenase activity; flavin adenine dinucleotide binding.